AUGACGAAAGUAGUGCAAGUGAAGCUGCUGCCGCUGCUUCAGUACAAGAUUCAGCGCUGCAACAACAUUCGCAAAAUGCGGAGGGUAAUAAAUGUCCGUCCGGAUGAGUCACUGGUGACGAAAGUCUCUCCGGAUCAUUCACUGCAGCAGCAGCAACAACAGCAGCAACAACAGCAACAACAGCAACAACAACAGCAACAACAACAACAACAACAACAGCAACAACAACAACAACAGCAGCAGCAGCAAGAAUUUCAAGCGCCACCGAUACAUAUUGGAUACAGCGCAGAUUUUGAUGAUGUCUUUUUUGAUGGCGCUGGUGAUGAUCGGCAGCCUUUGGAGCUCGAUCCUUUCUUCGAUGCACCCUUCGAUCAGAUGUCGUCCUUCUAG
Gongylonema pulchrum is the source of this 390-nucleotide messenger RNA. The record is from the annotation of a GenBank genome assembly. NCBI's taxonomy places the organism in Eukaryota, Metazoa, Nematoda, Chromadorea, Rhabditida, Gongylonematidae.